CGCGCGAGGCAAGAAGUAGCGGACGUGUUCGUCUCAUCAGUCGAUCGCGGUGCGGGCGCUCGGAUACGCUCAGGUGUGCAUCGUCGCGUAUCGAAGUAAAAAGCCGACCUCGACAGGCCAAGCCGCGGAAGAAUCGAACGGCCGGUCGGCGGCGAUAACAGCCGAGUGUGCGUGAUCGUUAAUAAUAAUUAAAGACGACGUAACGACUCGUCGACGCGACGUCUCUCGUGCUUGUGAGGAGUGAGGAUAGAUCGGAAGGCGAGGCGCCGCGACAGAAAAUGCAAUCGCGAUACGACGCGUUGUUUGACAGCCAGUCGACGCUGCAUCUCGUCGCAAAGAUGCUCGUUUUCGCGCUCAUCUGCGGCGGAGUCAUCCUGGGAGUCCUGGGACAAGUCGGCGCGCAGUAUCACGGCGAUCCCGAUCACAUAGUCUUCCCCGGGCCGGUCGGCUCGGGAUCGAGGGACAGGGCCCUUGAUAACGAGCCCGCGGGGGGUUCCACGGAUGACAGCGACACGCCGAUAUCGCUCGAUUUAGCGACCAGAUUAAAUUCGAUAGACACGUUAGAAGAAUUUAUGCAGCUUCUUCACGGUGUUCCAGCGAGCGAAAAGGGUAUCGCGUUUACCAAUAGAUUCGGAGGCGAGGAACGCUCGAACGCGUUGAUGCCGACGCCGGCCAAGUGCAUGCCCGAGCUGCAACUCGUUUCCCUAAAACUGGACGACGAUCCUUCGACGUUCGUCUUCCCACUCUGCACACGGAUCAAAAGAUGCGGCGGCUGUUGCAUUAGUUCUUUGCUCUCGUGUCAGCCAACAGCUACGGAGAUGCGAAACUUCCAGGUGAUCGUGACGUCGAUGAAAGAUAUGAACUACCGGGGACGGCGAAUUGUCCCAGUGGAGGAGCAUACUAAGUGCAAGUGCGAUUGCAAAAUCAAGGAGGAGCACUGCAACGAUAAGCAGCACUACGAGCCGCACAAUUGCAAGUGCACCUGCAGCAACAUCGACGAGGAGGAGAAGUGCCGUAAGGACAACGCGAAGAUCUGGAACCAGGAGCUUUGCGCCUGCUCCUGCAGGACCAUCGAGCCGUGCACCACCGGAUACUACUUCAACCCCAACACGUGCAGAUGUGGACCGAUAAUGUUCUCUAGACCGGUAAACAGGUUCCCAUCUACGAAUUACAAUUUCACUAAUCGUCGUCCGGAAAACAGGCGGCCCCCUGUGAUAAUCCCCUUGGACCCAUCGGAUCCUAGAAGAAAACCUAAGGAAGAUCCCGAAUACAAGUGACAGGAAUUCAGACGGACACGCGACGGAUUACAAGACUGCUAAAACGAAUCUAUAGUUACUUUGUUAAUUUCUUUAUUACGUAGACGAGACUUCUCAUUAAUUCCAUGCCUAGGAACUAGAAGAGUUGAAUUGUUUUACCAUUGAGUUGUCGCGAUUUUAUCACGAUGCAAAAUAUGUUGCAAAUUCUGAAACCUUUUGUCCAUCACGUUUUUGCAAUGUACAUGAUAAUAUCAUUCCUGCGACUUGGUGGUGAGAUAUUACAUUCCAAAUAGUUACAAUUUCACCUCCAAAUCGUAGAACGACACAAGCUCUUUUAGUUCCAAGGCAUUUCCAUGCUAAACUACUGUGUGUUUACGAAUAAAGGUCAAGAGACAUUGUGAUAUAAAGAGGAGAUGACCGCCACAAGAUCUUGUCAAUGUUAUUUAUGUCAUAGUUAUUUUUUGUAUUUAUUGUCACGUUUCGACACGCAAACUGCUCGUUAUUUACCCUACUUGUAUACAUGUGACAUACGUAGCAAUAAAUUUAGAACGUGACACACAUGCAGGACUAUCGAUUACAUCACGUAUACUCGUUAAUUAGUAUUCACAUCUAAGUCAUAUUAUAACAUAAAAUUCGUAAUGUUAAUUACAAAACAAAAUAGACAAA
Temnothorax curvispinosus is the source of this 1922-nucleotide messenger RNA. RefSeq lists its product as uncharacterized. The coding region runs from base 279 to 1277 and encodes 332 amino acids. Gene Ontology annotation, biological process: positive regulation of cell population proliferation; positive regulation of protein autophosphorylation. The transcript has 6 exons. The record is from RefSeq and is a predicted model, not a curated record. Gene Ontology annotation, molecular function: growth factor receptor binding; growth factor activity. Gene Ontology annotation, cellular component: membrane. Lineage: Eukaryota; Metazoa; Arthropoda; Insecta; Hymenoptera; Formicidae.